AUGGAGGAGGAGGUCCAUGGCAUCGUCAUUGUUGGUGGUGGCAUCUGCGGUCUCGCCACUGCUCUUGCUCUUCACCGGAAAGGGAUUCCUAGCCUCGUGUUAGAGAAGUCGGAGACUUUACGAGCGGCUGGCGGGUCCAUUGGUGUCCAUGCCAAUGGAUGGCGUGUUCUAGAGCAACUUGGGAUUGCUGCAGAGCUCCGGAAGACUGCCGACGUAGUUACUGAGUUUCACGAUGUGUGGCAGCAAGAGCAAGGAAACAAGAGCGCCGUGGUACCUGUCAGGGGGGAGCUCCGAUGGUUGAAAAGGAAGGACCUGAUCGAGACAAUGGCCAAGAACAUACCUGCAGGAGCAAUCCGCUUCGGCUGCCACAUUGCAGAGAUUCAUCCAGCAAAUCCUGACAACCAUGGCGCGGUUCUCACCACACUCGACGGCAGUAUCAUCAGGGCCAAGGCCCUGAUCGGAUGCGACGGCUCAAACUCAGUGGUCGCCAGGUACUUGGGCCUGUCCCCGCCGAGAUCAGCCUCCCGCAUGCUUCUCCGCGGAUUCACGAGAUACCCGCAGGGGCAUCCAUUCGGGCCCCAUUUCCUGCGCUUGAGAUGCAAAGGUUUCUUCGUCGGCCGCUCGCCCAUGACCGACCACCUCGUCAGCUUCUUCGUGGCCUUCUGGCACCCCGGCGCCGGCGCCACCAAGGACGCGCGCGCCAUGAAGGCCUUCGUGCUCGAGAGGCUCAAGCUCCAGUGCUGCUCCGACGAGGUCGUCGAGAUGGUCCGGGGCCUGGACCCCGAGUCGCUCAUCGUCCUGACCAGGGUCUGGUACCGGCAGCCGUGGCAGGUCAUGUCCAGCAGCUUCCGGCGGGGCACGGCUACGGUCGCCGGCGACGCGAUGCACGUCAUGGGGCCGUACAUUGGCCAGGGGGGCUCGGCGGCGCUGGAGGACGCCGUCGUGCUCGCGCGGUCGCUGUCGCGGGUCGCCGGCGGCGGCGGGCGCGAGCUGCGCCAGGAGAGGAUCGGCGCAGCGAUGGGGGCGUACGUCAGGGAGAGGAGGCUGAGGGUGGUGAGACUGUCGCUCGAGUCCUUCGCCAUGGGGACGAUGCUGGCGACCAAGUCGCUGCUCAUGAAGCUCGCCUGCUUCGCCGUCGUGACUCUGCUGGGCACCAACUCGCUGGGCCACACCAACUAUGACUGCGGUCGCCUCUAG
This is a messenger RNA of Panicum virgatum (switchgrass), 1197 nucleotides long. RefSeq names its product monooxygenase 1-like. The record is from RefSeq and is a predicted model, not a curated record. The coding region runs from base 1 to 1197 and encodes 398 amino acids. NCBI's taxonomy places the organism in Eukaryota, Viridiplantae, Streptophyta, Magnoliopsida, Poales, Poaceae. Gene Ontology annotation, molecular function: FAD binding. The transcript has 5 exons.